CAUAUCGAGCUGAAGCGGUUACGUCAAAGGUGUGCUCUUCCGUUUGCGCGACGACUCCUCUUAUACAAGUGCGGUCCUCGAUCUUGUCUCUUCCCUCCUCACAACCUUCACAAUGUUUCUUACGAUCUUCCUUACGCCAUAUACCCUCAUCCUUCUCCCAGUCCUCUACUACAUUCUGCCUUAUAUUCGCAAUUGGCAGAUCAAGGACGUCCCUGCACCUUUUCCGGCAGCCUUCACAAACCUAUGGCUCCUCCUCCAAGCCCGUCAAGGAAAGCGGUAUCUAGCUGUCGACGAUGCGCACAAGAGACUCGGAAAGAUGGUUAGGAUUCAACCGCACCAUGUUAGCAUCGCAGACGCCGAUGCGAUCCCCAUCAUCUACGGCCACGGCAACGGCAUGCUGAAGAGCGAAUACUACGACGCCUUCGUUUCGAUCCGCCGCGGCCUCUUCAACACCCGCGACCGUGCCGAGCACACUCGCAAGCGCAAGACUGUUUCGCACACUUUCUCGGCCAAGUCAGUCCUCCAAUUCGAACAAUACAUCCACCACAAUCUCGAGGAGCUGCAGAAUCAAUGGGACAAGCGCGCGGCCUCCAAGCAGGGCGGCUGGUACCAGAUGGACGCCCUGAACUGGUUCAACUACCUGGCUUUCGACGUCAUUGGCGAUCUGGCGUUCGGUGCCCCAUUUGGCAUGCUCGUAAAAGGGAAGGAUGUCGCUGAGGUUAGGAAGACGCCUGAUGCUGAGCCUACAUUUGCGCCUGCUAUUGAGGUCCUGAACCGCAGGGGCGAAGUCUCUGGAACCGUUGGCAUCCUCCCGCAAAUCAAGCCCUACGCAAAGUACUUCCCGGAUCCCUUCUUCAGCCAGGGCAUGAAAGCCAUCGAGAACCUCGCCGGCAUCGCCGUCGCCCGUGUAAACGAGCGCCUCGCCCGACCAGACACCGACCGCGUCGACCUGCUCGCGCGCCUCAUGGAAGGCCGCGACGAGAGCGGCAACAAGCUGGGCCGCGAGGAGCUCACCGCCGAGGCACUCACCCAGCUCAUUGCCGGCUCCGACACGACCUCGAACACGUCCUGCGCCCUGCUAUUCCACUGCCUGCAGCACCCGGACGUCAUCCGCAAACUGCAGCAGGAGCUCGACAACGCGCUGCCCAGCGACGACGUGCCGACGUACGCCGCGAUCAAGGAUCUGACGUACGUCGACAACGUCAUCAAGGAGACGAUGCGCAUCCACAGCACGUCCUCGCUCGGCCUGCCCCGCGUGAUUCCCCCGGGUCCCGGUCUGACGAUCAACGGCCGCCACUUCCCCCAGGGCACCGUGCUCUCUGUUCCCGCGUACACGAUUCACCACUCGAAGGAGAUCUGGGGCCCGGAUGCGGAUACGUUCCGACCAGAGCGUUGGGAGAAAGUUACCGAGAAGCAGAAAGCUGCCUUCAUUCCCUUCAGCUACGGACCCAGGGCGUGUGUUGGUAGGAACGUUGCGGAGAUGGAGCUGGCUCUCAUCGUGUGCACUGUGUUCAAGAGAUACGAGUUUGAGCUAAGGCAGGGUGAGAUGGAGACAAGAGAAGGCUUCUUGAGGAAACCAUUGGGUCUCGAAGUUGGUAUGCGCAGGAGGCAAAAGUAAAACUCGCGACUCGAGAUACGAUUAUGACCACAAGACAUAUCAUUUUUGGAAAUUCUUCUUGUAUAUGUUUCUGUAGCUAAAAUGUUCCGACGAAU
Molecule: messenger RNA, 1713 nt
Organism: Boeremia exigua
Lineage: Eukaryota; Fungi; Ascomycota; Dothideomycetes; Pleosporales; Didymellaceae
Product: benzoate para-hydroxylase
Exons: 3
Coding region: 113-1618 (501 amino acids)
Molecular function (GO): monooxygenase activity; iron ion binding; heme binding
Source: RefSeq, a predicted model, not a curated record